AUGAAGUUCGCCUUUGCCAGUAUCCUGCCUCUAUUGGCUGUCCCUAUUACUGCCACGCCCUUCGAGGUUCGCCAGUCCAACCCAGUGACCGUGGCCCUCUCGAACGACCAGACCGGGGCCUACGCUGGUGUGACCUUCCAAGCCGACGGUACUGAUAGGACUCUCCGUUCCCUCUUCGGUGCCACCUCUGUUGCUUCCGAGGGCAUUGUCAAGGCAAACGCCGCCCAGCUCACUGCAUUUGUGCAACCCGUCAAUUGUGUCAUCACGAACGAUGGCGCCAGUAUCGGCACCUUGACCGCUGAAAAUACUUAUGCGGAUCUUGACGGAAACCCCAACACGGCUAUUCCAUUCGAUCUCAGCAACUCGAAGAUCAACUGCCGGGUCUAG
This is a messenger RNA of Penicillium bovifimosum, 387 nucleotides long. RefSeq lists its product as uncharacterized. The record is from RefSeq and is a predicted model, not a curated record. The coding region runs from base 1 to 387 and encodes 128 amino acids. The transcript has a single exon. Lineage: Eukaryota; Fungi; Ascomycota; Eurotiomycetes; Eurotiales; Aspergillaceae.